GAUGACCAACAUCCUACCAUAACACUAAGGAAUACAUAUGAUACAGAGUCUUAUCACUGAAAUUGACACUCCAGAAGGAUGGCUUUGAAUAAAUCGAUGCAUGCAAGGAACAGGUACAAGGAUAAGCCUCCAGACUUUGCAUAUCUGGCAUCCAAGUACCCAGAUUUUAAGCAGCAUGUCCAGAUAAAUCUGACUGGAAGAGUCAGUCUUAACUUCAAGGACCCUGAAGCUGUCAGAGCUUUGACUUGUACUCUCUUAAAAGAAGACUUUGGACUUUCCAUUGAUAUCCCAUUGGAAAGGCUCAUUCCUACAGUUCCACUUCGACUCAACUAUAUCCACUGGGUGGAAGAUCUGAUUGGCCCUUGGGAUCCAGCCAGGAGUGCCCUCCGCCGUGGGAUUGACAUUGGUACAGGAGCAUCUUGCAUCUAUCCUUUACUUGGAGCAACUCUCAAUGGCUGGUAUUUCCUUGCAACAGAAGUGGAUGAUAUGUGCUUUAAUUAUGCUAAGAAAAAUGUGGAACAGAAUAAUUUAUCUGAUCUCAUAAAAGUGGUUAAAGUACCACAGAAGACACUCCUAAUGGAUGCUCUUAAAGAGGAAUCUGAGAUCAUUUAUGAUUUUUGCAUGUGCAACCCUCCCUUUUUUGCCAACCAGUUGGAAGCCAAGGGAGUAAAUUCUCGAAAUCCUCGUAGGCCUCCCCCAAGUUCUGUAAACACUGGGGGUAUCACAGAAAUCAUGGCAGAAGGAGGUGAAUUAGAGUUUGUCAAAAGAAUCAUCCAUGACAGUUUGCAGCUGAAGAAGAGACUAAGAUGGUAUAGCUGCAUGCUUGGAAAGAAAUGCAGUCUGGCUCCAUUGAAGGAAGAGCUUCGAGUACAAGGGGUCCCCAAAGUCACGCACACUGAAUUCUGUCAGGGGCGCACAAUGAGAUGGGCCUUGGCUUGGAGCUUUUAUGAUGAUGUGACGGUACCUUCACCUCCAUCUAAGAGAAGAAAAUUAGAAAAACCCAGGAAGCCCAUUACAUUUGUAGUCUUAGCAGCCACAAUGAAAGAGUUAUCCCUCAAAGCUUCUGCUGUGGGCUCAGAGACUGUGGAAGGAAUAGCAGUUAUUACAACAUGGCUCGAAAAAAUCCUCACUGAUCUGAAGGUCCAGCAUAAACGAGUUCCCUGUGGAAAAGAGGAAGUUAGUCUUUUCCUAACAGCUGUAGAAAACUCUUGGGUUCAUUUAAGGAGAAAGAAAAGAGACAGAGUAAGGCAACUGAGAGAAGUUCCUCGAGCCUCUGAAGACUUCAUCCAGGCUAUGGAAGAGGAGAAACCCAUGUCCAAAGAGAUUGAAAAUAACCCAGAUUGCUCCAAGAACCCUGAUGAGAGUUCCCCACUCAGGCCUGCCAUAUGUGGAGCUGAAACAGUUGAGUCUGAAAGGCACCAUCCAGACCAAGGAGACAGUUGCCAAGAGCCAAUGGAGGAAGAGACUGAGAAAAAGGGAAGGACAGAGAAUUCAGAGUGUUCCAGGGGCUCUCUCUGUGCCACUGAGGAGCUAGAUGCUUCUGAAGAAGUCACCAAUACAGUGGCUGAAAAAGAGAAAAAUUCUGCAGGGACUCUUGGACAUUAUUUGUUUAAGUGUUUAAUAAAUGUCAAGAAGGAGGCAAACGAUGACACAGUAGUAGAGAUGCAUUGGGUUGAGGGCCAGAAUAGGGACUUAAUGAACCAGCUUUGUACAUAUUUACGCAACCAGAUUUUCAGGCUUGUUGCUAGUUAGCCAUAACAAUCUCCUGGCACAGCUGGGUCAGUCGGUAUAAGACAACUUGCCUUUUAGAACUUCUUUCUACUAAUUCAGGGGAAAAAAGAAUGACACUAGCACUAAUUUUUUUAAAAAGACUAUUCCAGUGGGUUAACACUGGAAUGGAUUUUUUUUUAGAUGUUGGGAAUCGCUGUGAAGUGACACCAGAGGACGUGUCCCAGGUAUCAAUAACAAUAAAAAAAAACAAAACCUAC
Messenger RNA from Gracilinanus agilis (Agile Gracile Mouse Opossum), 1988 nucleotides. RefSeq names its product methyltransferase 16, N6-methyladenosine (gene METTL16). The coding region runs from base 79 to 1752 and encodes 557 amino acids. Gene Ontology annotation, molecular function: 23S rRNA (adenine(1618)-N(6))-methyltransferase activity. NCBI's taxonomy places the organism in Eukaryota, Metazoa, Chordata, Mammalia, Didelphimorphia, Didelphidae. Gene Ontology annotation, biological process: rRNA base methylation. The transcript is spliced from 10 exons. Gene Ontology annotation, cellular component: nucleus. The record is from RefSeq and is a predicted model, not a curated record.